Molecule: messenger RNA, 1096 nt
Organism: Daldinia vernicosa
Lineage: Eukaryota; Fungi; Ascomycota; Sordariomycetes; Xylariales; Hypoxylaceae
Product: gated mechanosensitive channel
Exons: 5
Coding region: 357-917 (186 amino acids)
Biological process (GO): intracellular water homeostasis; monoatomic ion transport
Molecular function (GO): mechanosensitive monoatomic ion channel activity
Source: RefSeq, a predicted model, not a curated record
GGAUGUAAUGGUAUGGGGUGCAUGUGACGCCGUCCCAAGAUAAGUGAAAGAUCGGCUGCCAAUGGAAACGCCACUCGUUGUGCUACACUAGAUCCCAAGGGCUCCUUCUCAGCUUCCAUUUUAUUGGGUUCUGAGUUCUCGGUCCGUGAAAGACUGAAGUUGCACCCGAGCUAAGUAAUGUUAGUUUUGCUUGAAAUAGCACAAGCGAAACAACACCGUACCACCGUAAUCCGAACUUGUAAUCCUAUAAGACCAACCUCGUUACUCGCCGCCAUCUCAAGGCAACUUUUGGAGAGUAAUAUACGUAUAUAAGCUACCACCUCGAAUCCCUAUAUACUACACUACAACACUUGAGAAUGCCUCGUCCGUGGGAAUUCAACGAGAGCCCCGAGCCGGAAGAGGAGCGACGGACCUUGCUCCGAGAAGGCGAGGAAAAAGUGCAGCGCGUCUUUUCCGACUUCAUCGAAUUCGCUUUCUCGGGCAACAUUCUUGAAAUUGCGUUCGGUUUGAUCCUAGCAACGGCAUUUACAGCCGUCACCACCUCGCUCGUGAGCGAUAUACUUCUCCCUCCACUCUCCAUCAUCCUCCCACUACGAAGAAACAUGGGCGAGAAGUUCGCGGUGCUGAGACCAGGGCCGAAUUAUAACGACCAAGAUGGCUACAACACCCUAGAUCAGGCGCAGAGUGACGGGGCCGUCAUUCUAGCUUAUGGUGUAUUUCUCAACAAGUUCAUCAAUUUCCUAGGUCUCGGCCUAGCCCUGUACGGCCUAGCAAGCUUGUACCAGUACCUGUCGAACGACCCUAUCAUCAAGCAUACCGUCAAGUGUCGAUACUGCAAAAAGAGUGUUGGCGCAAAGGCAAUCCGGUGUGUGAAUUGCACUAGCUGGCUCGAUGGGCGCGAAGAGCGGAUGCGAUAGACGAUCCAUAGUUACGAGUUGCUUAUCGGAGAUAUUAAGUGAAUAUCGUGUUUCCGAGAAUGUCUCAUAUAAACGCCUUGAUAGGCUUUAGACCGCUUGAUUUAGCAUGUUCGAUCCGAUCAUUCUCGUCAUUGGGCUUCGGUGUUGGCGUAGAUCGGCGCAGGGCACCAGUGAAGUUC